Acanthoscelides obtectus is the source of this 495-nucleotide messenger RNA. The record is from the annotation of a GenBank genome assembly. Lineage: Eukaryota; Metazoa; Arthropoda; Insecta; Coleoptera; Chrysomelidae.
AUGACUGCACACAUCUAUUAUUUACCAUGUUUUUUCCAUUAUCAUUAUUCACUUAGGAGAAGAAAUGUAACUCCUCCUUGUAGACUCGAGCUUUCAGUUUCCUUCACCACAUCUAAUGGAGUGUCAUUAAUUGACAUAGUACAGGCUCUCUUGACAAUAUUCUUUUCUGUACAGAUUUUAAAGAUACACUAUUAUUCUGGCCACACCGUGGCCCAUUCCUCCGUACAACGUACAUUUUACAUUUUUUACAUAAUCAAAAACGGCAUUUUUGAAUGCUCUGUUUUUAAUUUUCGGGAAAAUAAAGAAAUCACUGGUAGAUCGCGAAAAACCACACCUAGGUCUGAUAGGAAAAUUAAAACACUUGCUCUUAAAAAUCCAUUUACGAUUGCUGCCGAUAUAACCGCUCAAUUUGGAGAAGUAAAUAUUGGGAGACUAUCUAAAAAACCCUGUAUUUCCAAGAAAAAGCGGACCGCCCAUCCAAAACGGCAUUUUUGA